Molecule: messenger RNA, 981 nt
Organism: Closterium sp. Naga37s-1
Lineage: Eukaryota; Viridiplantae; Streptophyta; Zygnematophyceae; Desmidiales; Closteriaceae
Source: the annotation of a GenBank genome assembly
AUGGGACGCCAUGUGCCCCUCUGCCCCUCUGCUCCAUGCGACGCCAUGUGCCCCUCUGCCCCUCUGCUCCAUGCGACGCCAUGUGCCCCUCUGCCCCUCUGCUCCAUGCGACGCCAUGUGCCCCUCUGCCCCUCUGCUCCAUGCGAUGCCAUGUGCCCCUCUGCCCCUCUGCUCCAUGCGACGCCAUGUGCCCCUCUGCCCCUCUGCUCCAUGCGACGCCAUGUGCCCCUCUGCCCCUCUGCUCCCCGCUCCCCAUGUGCCUCUCUGCUCUCCCUGCGUGCAAGCAGGCGCAUUCUGGAGGUAGCAGAGGAGAUCAAAGACGACCCUCAACUCAACCGCCAGCAGAUCUUUGACCAGGUGCUGUUGCCAGUGGCGAGGGGCCUACCGGAUGAGAGGGGGGUGUGCCUGAUCGGGGUGAGAGAGGCUCUUCGCAUGUUCCAAGCCCUGCGCACUGUGGGUGUGCACGCGUCCCGCAUGGUGCUGGAGGCGCUGCUGGAUUCGUGUGCAGCCAUGGGGGACCUGCCCCGCGCCCUCCACGUCAUGGACGAGAUGCAUCGCAACGACCUCCCCCCCACCGUCUUCACUCUCUUCCGCCUUUUCCGAACGGCCAUAACAGCAGAGGACGAAGAGGCUGCUUGCGCUGCACUGCGCCAGAUGUCGCCCUCUGAUUUGUCCGAUGAGGACGUGCAGCUGCUGGUGCUUAAAGCCCUCGAACCCUUCAUCCGGGUAGCGGCUGAAGGCGGGGAGGGGAUGGCCCUGGCCAAUGAGACGCUGCCACGUGUCAGGGAGGAGGCUUACGUGGCAAUUUUGAGAGCCAAUGCGCUCAAGAUGAGGGGCUUGGUAGGGAGAGAAGGGGAGAGGGGUGGGACGUGGAGAGAUAGAGGGGAGAAGGAUGCAGAAGUGGGUGGGGAGAUUUCUGAGAUUCUGGCAAGGCAGCAGUCUCGGCAGUCAAAUGAAAACAGGACAGGAGAAUCAACGUGA